Molecule: messenger RNA, 682 nt
Organism: Phycomyces blakesleeanus NRRL 1555(-)
Lineage: Eukaryota; Fungi; Mucoromycota; Mucoromycetes; Mucorales; Phycomycetaceae
Exons: 2
Coding region: 24-437 (137 amino acids)
Molecular function (GO): calcium ion binding
Source: RefSeq, a predicted model, not a curated record
AUUAAAACUUAAAAACAACAAAUAUGUCUCUCUUCUCUUCCUUCAGUGCCCCUACCUCCGGUGUCCUUACCGUCACAGUCAUCGAGGCCCGCGACUUGCACAGCGAGGAUACCUUUGGCACCAACGACCCCUUCAUUGAGCUCUGGUUGGAUGAGGAGUACAAGCAGCGUACCUCCGAGGUCCAGUCCAGCAAUGAGCCCACCUGGAACGAGACCUUCACCUUCAACAUCGAGGAAGGUUCUUCCCUCCACAAGAUCUACUUCAAGGUCCUCGACAAGGAUCUCGUCGGUGACGACACUGUUGGCAAGGCUAAGCUCGAUGUCAGCGAGGCCAUCUCUUCCGGCACCCCCAUCGACACCUGGGUCAGCCUUCCCGCCCACCUCGGUCUUUCCAGCCACGGUGAGGUCCACUUCUUCGUCCAGUUCGAGGCUCUCUAAAUAUCUAGGUCUUGUAAUAUAAUAUGUAUAAUUCUCUAUAUCCUUAAAACUUGUACAAAAAAUAAUCGCUUAUCCCUUGCGCCUCUAAAAAAAAAAAAAAAAAUGAUACCAUAAUGUACCUAUUUUUUUUAUUUUUUUUUGUUAAAUAAAAUAAAAACCCCUCCAAAUACCACUUUUUCAAAAUUGUGAUUUUUUUUUCUCUUGAAAUAAAAUAUAAGUUCUAUUGUUGAACUGUAAAAAAAAAA